UUACGUGUUUCUCAUGGUUACAUCAACCCUCUUCUGCAGUGGCCUCGCCGGGGAGGUCACAGCAGUUGCGUUGUUGUACUGGAGGUCGGAGCGGGCGGGGUGCAGCCUGUUGGGUCGGACCGAGGCAGACAGGCAGUCUGAAGAAGCAGCUGUCACAUGCUGCAGUAACCGCGGCGUCGCUGACAGUCAGAAAUGAGCAAUUGAGCCAGAAUUACCUUAUCUACUGGUACAAGUGGGUAUUUUAUCGCAAAUUUAUCGAAAGAGCGCUGUCGAGCUAGUCACUGGUUAAAGUUACGGUGCGGGAGGCAAACUGUUGAAACAGGAGCACGCGCCCGAGGAGUGUGCUGGAGACGGCAGUUACAACCGACAAAGAAGAGGACUCUACUACUUAAAAGCAGCAGAUAUUUCGCAGUUUAAAUCAUUUACAGGAUAGGAACGGGGUCAGAUAAGUGAAGUCUACCGGCGCUGACCAGGGUAGAAGACGAAGAUUACGAUAACAUGGUUACCACCAAGGGAACAAGUCUUAACCCCAAUGCCAAAGUGUGGCAAGAGAUCCCAGCCCAACAAAAUGACAUCCCAGAAGUAUCGGAGGAUUCUUCUUGGCUCCACACCAACUCUUCCCCCCCUGAGAUGACUGAUGGUUUCUCAGACGUUCUUUCUUUGGAGAGUAAAGGAUACGCUGUUGACUUCCUGAGUAGCCCUGAUGAGUACUCCACAACUGAGGAUGUGGAGCAUACAGACCUGGGAUAUUUGGUCUUUGAUGCACAGGGCGACUCUGCCAUAGACACUGAACUGUCUAAGGAAGAAGUAGUGACUGAAGAGAGCUUACGAGAGUCAUUAAAGAAAAGACUGGAGUUCUGCUUUUCUAGGGAGAACCUCUCUAAGGAUCUGUACCUGAUAUCCCAGAUGGACAGUGAUCAGUUUAUUCCUAUCUGGACUGUUGCCUGCAUGGAGGACAUCAAAGCGCUCACCACUGACAUGGAUCUAAUCCUAGAAGUAUUGAGAGCGUCUCCUUUAGUGCAAGUUGAUGAAGCUGGUGAAAAAGUUCGACCUAACCACAGCCGCUGCAUCAUUAUUUUAAGAGAAGUGCCAGAGACUACACCAGUUGAGGAAGUAGAGGAUCUAUUCAAGAGUGAAAAUUGUCCAAAGGUGUUGGGUGUUGAGUUUGCUCACAAUAGCAACUGGUAUAUAACGUUUCAGUCAGACAUGGAUGCCCUGCAGGCAUACAAAUACCUACGAGAGGAAGUGAAAAUGUUCCAGGGGAAACCCAUUAUGGCUCGCAUUAAAGCCAUAAAUACAUUCUUUGGAAAAAAUGGCUUCCACGGCAUGGACUCAGGAGUGUAUCAGCAGCUUGCCCAGCCUCAGGCCCAGUAUGUAUCUCCGGUGUACAUGCAGCAGGUGUACAACCCUCAGCAGGAGUUUCCCAUUUAUCCUGUGGUGUCUCCCACCUGGAACCCUUCCAUCGUGCCACACUUUGAAACACCACUGGCUCCCUUCCCCAGUGCAGGAUUCAUGAAUGGUUACAGCAAUCCAGGGAACUACAAACCAAACUCCAGCAGCGGCCACCGUCCUGCUGGCAGGAACAGAAACCACAUAAAAGGUCACCCUCGACCAGGCGAUGCUGUUUCUUCUAACUUGGCUCUAGGAACCAUGGUGGAUGGCAUCUCUGGCCCUGUGAGUCCACAGGACAUCCAGGCACUAAGGACUCUGUCCGGCAUUAAACCACAGCCAGCCUCUUCCUUCCACUUUAAAGACUCUUCUUCAAUGUCCUCCAUAUCCAAUGGAGAUCAAAGCCGCUCUGUGCGAGACAGGAGAAAUGGCCACAGAGGCAUGAGGAGGAAAAGAGAAGAUGAACAUUCUAUGAAACCUGUCCCUUUGAUGGAGGUCAAGGCAGUCCCUCCUAACUUUGAUCUGGCAGCUUCAAGUUUUCCUCCUUUGCCAGGAUCUGUGGUUCCUGUUCAGGGGGAAACCGUGACAGAGGUGCGCCUCUCUGAUGUUGUUCGUGGCCUGAGGCUCACAAGCAAGGCAGGAAACCAGGAGAACAGCUUGAGCCAAAACUCAAAAGACUCUGAAAGAACUGCAAGCAAACAGGAAUCUACCUCCCUGCCUGCUAAACCCACUGUUGUUGAGGCACAACCAGCAACUACUCCAGCACCAAGUGCUUGUCCAACAGUAACAAAAGGAGAUAAAACCGAACCAGCUGCUGCACAGAGAAACCUGCCUCCAUCCACUGAACGUGACUCUAAAACCACUCCAGAACACGAUUCCAGCACGAGCAGCAAAAGUGUUUCUGCUGAACAAUCUUCAACAUCAGAGCAAGAGCUGCAGGAGCCAAGAAAGCUUAGCUAUGCAGAGGUGUGCCAGAGGCCAGCCAGAGACCCACCGCUAGCAGAGACGCCGUCCCCUCCUGCCACUUCACCCGACCACCCUCUGAAGGAGCUCAAGGUCAACACCGUCAAGGACUCUCAGCUGAACUCUAAAAAGAGUCCCGAGAGAGUUGGAGAUAAACCUCCUCGGCAGCCUUCACGUCCAUUCAGAGGUGCAGCUGGUCACGCCAGAGCGAAAGGUUCAGGGAUGAAGAUCCGGGAGCAUCAGAGAGGCCUGAACGCUGGAAAGCGGUUUUCCCCUCAGCGGGGUCCCAAACACAGCGGCAAAGAACAGAACAUACCCCCGCUUCAGCAGAAUAACUGAAGCUGGAACCUUACGGACCUUAUUUAAAAUGUGUAAAUAUGUAAAUACAGAUGAAUAUAUUUCUUUUGACAGAUUUUGUCAAAGAAUCAUGAGGUCUAAAAUUAUUCAGAGACUUUAAGUCGAUAUUCCUUAAAGGAAGAUGUGUAUUUCAACAGAAUUCAAGGCUGAGUGCUAUAUUAAACCCCUUAAAGGUUAAUUGUAGAAUUAUUUUUAACUUUGAUAUUUAAUACAGCAGUACUUCACUUGUAUGUAGAUGAGCAACGUAUUGUCAGCAGAAAUCCUUUGUCAUACUUUACUGUGUUUGUCGUCUGAUCUGGCAAGUUGUGCAUCUUAUUGCAGGAAACUUUUUUUUUUUGCAGUCUGGCACAUUAAUACAUUAAUUUUGAGACAAAAGUUCAGAAUUUCCUCUGGUGGAAACAUUGUCUUAAGGACUAUAAAAGGCAUUAAAUAGAAUAAUGAAACGAAACAGAGCACUGAUCUUGAAAAACCUUAAUGUCAGAAAACUUUAAAGUUUGACUUUGGUUUCAUUUCACCAUCAGUGAUCCUGAAUAUCAUGGAUUACAACUUUUUAACAUAAUAACCAAAGGUUAUGGAAGCCUCCAUAGAUGGAGUGUACAUGAGGAAACGUGGUGGGUCUUCUUUUAGUUUUGUAUUUUUGCUUUUCAAGCUGUAUUUUAUCACAAUAAUAUAGUUGGUAAAUAUUGGAAAAGAAGGCCCAUCUUAUUUUUCUGUUGAUCUUUUAAGUGUUUUGUAAAUGUAGAACAUCUGAUUAUGUUAUGGUACUGGCCGAGUCCUGAGCAGAUGCAUAGUGAAGUUGUUACUAAUUAAAACUUGAGGGUAACAAUAAUGUUGACAUUAUGAUUUUAAGUUGUGCUGGUGUUGAAUUUGGAAAAUUACUUCGUUUAAGUUUUGGGGGAUUUUUGGCAUUUUUUUCUUUGGUGCUGUAAAUAUUAGUUCAGUGUUAACAUUUGGAAAAGGGUCUCUGCUAGAGCUGAUUUAGUGCUUGAAUAAUUAUGAAGCAUUUAUUUUUCACUUGCAUUUUGUACAAAAGCCAGACAAAGUGUCAGAAUAUAAAGAAAAAUAUGAAACUUUACCACUUGUUAGUAGAGGCAAAAUAGCCACUUUCAUUUCUGACUAGGUAAUAAUGUUGAAUGUACUUUUGUUUG
Messenger RNA from Poecilia latipinna (sailfin molly), 3857 nucleotides. RefSeq names its product La ribonucleoprotein 4Ab (gene larp4ab). Bases 499 to 2691 code for a protein of 730 amino acids. Gene Ontology annotation, cellular component: cytosol; cytoplasmic stress granule. The record is from RefSeq and is a predicted model, not a curated record. Gene Ontology annotation, biological process: positive regulation of translation. Lineage: Eukaryota; Metazoa; Chordata; Actinopteri; Cyprinodontiformes; Poeciliidae. The transcript has 15 exons. Gene Ontology annotation, molecular function: mRNA 3'-UTR binding.